Molecule: messenger RNA, 1806 nt
Organism: Sitophilus oryzae (rice weevil)
Lineage: Eukaryota; Metazoa; Arthropoda; Insecta; Coleoptera; Curculionidae
Exons: 2
Coding region: 1-1806 (601 amino acids)
Source: RefSeq, a predicted model, not a curated record
AUGCCUGAACCUGGUGAAUAUUUUUUGCCUCACCAUUGUGUUUUCAAGGAGUCCAGUACGACUACUCGACUAAGAAUUGUAUUCGAUGGUAGUUGUAAGACAAAUACCGGAUUAUCUUUGAACGAUAUUAUGAUGGUAGGUCCAACGAUCCAAGAAGAUAUUUUUGCUAUUCUUUUGCGUUUCAGAAUCUUUGAUAUAGUAAUAAAAGCUGAUAUAGCAAAAAUGUAUCGGCAGGUACUUGUUUCAGAAUCUGACAGAAAACUUCAAAAGAUAUUUUGGCGUAAUAAACCAUCAGACCAAUUAGAUACUUAUCAGUUGAACACCGUAACAUAUGGCACAUCAGCAGCAGCAUUCCUAGCCAUUCGAUGCUUAAACCAAUUAGCUUACGAACAUAAGGAAUCUCAUCCUGAAGCUAGUGAAGCUAUACUAAAAUGUUUUUAUGUUGAUGACCUGCUUUACGGUGGAACAAACAUUUCUGAUAUUAUAAGAGUAAAAAACGACAUAAAUGCGAUUCUGCAGAAAGCUGGAUUUGAGCUUAGAAAAUGGGUAUCAAAUGACGAGCGUGUAUUUCAACAAAUUAAUAAACUAAAGGAUUGUACUCUAGGUGAGCAUGAAAACUCAAAAACUCUUGGUUUGAAAUGGAUUCCUGCCGAAGAUCAACUAAGCUUUGAAAUCGGUAACUUUGAUGAAGAAAUAACUGUUACGAAACGUACAAUAUUGUCCAUGACUGCUCAAUUGUUUGACCCUCUAGGACUAUUAAGCCUAGUAAUUAUUAUACCGAAGGUUAUGUUACAAAGACUAUGGCAAGCGAACCUGCACUGGGAGGAAUCUGUUCCUCUAGAGCUUCAUACAAGGUGCGGUGCAUGCGUAUAUUUAAGAACAGUCGAUGUUGAUGAUAAAGUUCUCGUUAAUCUACUAUGCUCUAAGAGUAGGGUAGCGCCUGUGAAAAUUAUUUCUAUACCCAAAUUAGAAUUAUGCGCAGCUGUUCUACUCGCAGAACUAACACAAAGGGUAUUUCAAGCUCUUAAUAUGGAUAUUCAGAGUGUACACUAUUGGUGCGAUUCUAAAAUUGUUUUGUCUUGGAUUUCAGCUUCAGCGCACAAAUGGAAGACAUUUGUCGCAAACAAGGUAGCAAGAAUUCAAGAGCUGUCAAACCCAAAUGAAUGGCAUUAUGUACAUACGUCUGAUAAUCCUGCAGAUCUUAUUUCGAGGGGUUUAAAUGAAAAAAUCCUGAUUAAUACUCAUUUAUGGUGGAAUGGUCCAUCAUGGUUAAGGUUAAAUACAUGUGAUUGGCCUGCAUAUAGCCAUAAAAUUGACAAUAUACCGGAAGAAAGGGUUGAAGCAUGUCUAAAUUCCCGACCCCUUUCACCACUUUCAUCCGAUCCCAACGAUUUGCUUCCUAUUACCCCGGCCCAUUUUCUGAUCGGAGAAACACUUAUGAGUCAACCAGAACCGGAUUUGACAAAUGCCAAAGAAAACUUACUGUCAAAGCUGCAGCAAUGUCAACAGAUGGUUCAGCACUUUUGGAAUCGAUGGUCCAAGGAAUACAUAUCGGAGCUGCAGAUCAGAUCAAAGUGGAAGCAAUCCUUUCCCAACGUCAUAAAGCCUGGUAUCCUUGUAAUUGUCAAGGAAGAUAAUAAUCCUCCUCUAAAGUGGCAACUUGAAAGAGUGGUAGGAGUGCACCCUGGAGCCGAUAACGUUAUUAGAGCCGUAUCUAUUAAAACGUCAAGGGGAACCAUACAAAGACCAGUCAUGAAAAUUUGUGUCCUACCAGAACACUGUCAAGCAGAGAAGGUUGAAGCCUGA